AUGCGGAAGGAAAGGUACCGGACGCAGAUCAAAUUCGUUGACGAUGGCAAGCCCGUGCGAAUCCCCGACAACGAUGUAGGCUUCUUCUUCAGUGAUGAAGUCUUCGUCGUUUUAAAAACGUUCAUGAAGAAUGCCAAAAUUCACUACAGCAUCCACUUCUGGAUUGGAAAGGAUAAGUCUGACACCGAUGCUGAUCUUCGUCAUCAAAAUGUCCACAAAGGCUCCCUCAACGAUGUCUUUAACGCCAGCGACCCAAAAGCCUUCAAACCAAAAUUGCUGCAUUUCUGCCUGAACAAGUGGCGUCAUCGAACGGAAAUGUAUGAGGUUCCAAUCAGCUGGAAGUCCCUUACAUCGAACGAUGUCUUUAUUUAUGACGAGGGUACUAAAAUGACCCAGUGGAAUGGAAGCCGAUGCGAUGAGGAAGAGAGACAGGCGGCAAGGCAAUACAUCACUUCUGCACUAAAGAGGCGCAAUUGCAGGGCCUUUUCUGAGUUCUACGAUGAAGAAGAACUGUUCGAGAAGAAUGAACUCCAUUCGAGAUUGGGUGAUGCGGAUGUACCUCCCGUGGAGUUUAAACGAAGGAAGCAAGGAUUUCAGAAGACAAUGUUGCGUCUCUCUGACCAGUCAGGCAAACUGGUUCUGACGAAGAUCUACAGCGGAAAGAUCUACCGCGAUGGUAUCAACGAAGAUGACGUCACGUUCAUUGAGGAUUUGAAUCUUCUCUACGUUUAUAUCGGUCCAGGGGCCUCAGCAACUGAAAGUCUAGGUGUAUGGGUCGAAGCAGAGAAAUAUCUGAAAUCGGUGGGAAGGCCGGACAAGGCGAUUGCAGUCUUCACUGCCGGAUCGUAUCUGCCAUCAUUCAAUGAAAUCUGGAAUGAUCAACGGAUGCACAAUCGUCGAAGAUACAUGUAA
Messenger RNA from Dibothriocephalus latus, 912 nucleotides. Lineage: Eukaryota; Metazoa; Platyhelminthes; Cestoda; Diphyllobothriidea; Diphyllobothriidae. The record is from the annotation of a GenBank genome assembly.